AUGGAUCAAUAUGCCGAUCAAUCGAAGCAAGCGUCUCUGAACCACGAUCCAGAGGCACUUUUAAGUGUCAUUAAUAGCGUUCUUGGGACCCCAAAUAUAAACGAUACCAAUGCAGGAACCUGGGCCCAAGAAAGUUUGGGUAUGCUUAAUCCAAACGCGGAUGAUGGUUCUCUUACACAAGUUCCCUGGUUCAAUAACAGAGACUUUCCUCUCAAUCCAACACCGAAUGUAAACUCAGAGCAAGUCGAUGGACAACCAGCAUGGACAGGUUUGCCACCGGAGCUGAAUGUCGAAAUUGAUAACGGUCUUCAACCAAAAGGGACGCAUAUUUUUACUUUAGAUACCAGUAUGAAUGUGACGGAUAAGAGGACGGCAGACAACCAACCCAUCGUGCAACCGUUUUAUGUUUCACAUCCCGAUAUGUACGAUAAAGACAAAGUGGACCGGGUGAUUAUUACAUUGCCAGGAAAGCCUCGAGACUCUUGGAAGUACAUCAACAUCCACUAUAAUGUUUUGAUGUGGUAUUGUAAUCAAAACAAAGUUCGUUGGAAUCAAACCGUACUUGCAUCACCGGCGUUCUUGAACCAAGAUGAUGUCCAGGCUGGUGGCGCUCAAAGUAAUUGGCUUGCAUACAAAAAAUCAGGCUGGGCUUUGGGUGGCACCUCGCAUCAUCCUACAAUGCAACAUGGUGUUUCUUCGUUCCGGGUUCUUGAUCUGAUGACAGAGCACUUUAUUGAUAUGUUCCCGAGUCUCAAGAACAUUGUAUUUACAGGUCACUCUAUGGGAGCCCAAACUGUGAUUCGAUAUGCUGUCGCAAAAAAUAAGAAAUGGUAUGAUUCACACGUAAGUUACUGGGUUGGAAAUCCUGGUUCUUAUGCAUGGGUUGUGAAGGACCGACCGAUUCAUGAUCCUACGAACCUAAAUGGUGAAUCGUGUGAAGACACAAUUAGUAAUUGGCCAUACGGCUUGGAUGGCAAGCUUCCGGCUUAUAUGCAUGAGAAAGAUAAAAAUAAUACCGCCGGCGUAGUGGAUCGUUUUCGCUCAAGACGAGUGCGCCUUGCCCUUGGUUUGCUCGACAAUGGUGCGGGAAGCACACAAUGCCCUGCCCAGUACCAAGGUUACAACCAUCUCGAAAGAGGGUCACUAUUUUCUAAAGCGCUGAUUCAAAUGCCAGAUGGCUAUCCCCAGAAUCACUCUCUUACCUACAUUUCUGGUGUUUCGCAUCAAGACUACGAAAUGAUCGCUGCUGAUCAGUCUGGUGAUUUUAUUUUCGCUGAUCCGUUUGAUGGACGGCUUGUAAGUUCGUCACGUCCCGUUCAUCACCGUCGGCCACCUCACCAUGGACCUCGUACUAGCUCUAAGCGUGAUUGGGAUGGCUCGACGUACCGUAUCAUUGCGUGGAUCAUUCUUGCAGCUUUCUUUGUUGCAAUCGUUGCUGGCCUUACUUGUUUCAAUAUGUUAUUCAAAGCCAACGCCAACGACUGGGAUCGUGACUAUUGGGAGUAUGACAGCAAACGUCGGCUAUUGUAG
Malassezia globosa CBS 7966 is the source of this 1530-nucleotide messenger RNA. RefSeq lists its product as uncharacterized. NCBI's taxonomy places the organism in Eukaryota, Fungi, Basidiomycota, Malasseziomycetes, Malasseziales, Malasseziaceae. The transcript has a single exon. Bases 1 to 1530 code for a protein of 509 amino acids. The record is from RefSeq and is a predicted model, not a curated record.